GUGGAUGGUGAUGCAUGUGCUACACACUAUGGGAUGUAGUCAUGCAUGCACACAUUCAAAGAGAGUGAGGAUUGGAUUUUCAACUAAGAAGUGAAGAUUGACUUUUGGAGGUCUUCACAGCUGGUCAGAAACUAGACAAUCCUCACACUGAAGAACUUCAGAAUGGCUGUCCUUACGUUUUGCCUUGUGGCAUGUGCUUUCUAUCUCAUCAACGAGCUGGACGGAAACUCUGAGCCUUGCAUGUCGGCAAAGCACAACAACGCCCACAAGGUUUUUCUUCGGCGCCAUAUACCCGAGGGGGUGCCGAGGACGUGGGAUCAGAAUGCGUGGGAAGCGUUCCUGAGGAAGAUUAAAACGUGCAACAGGCCGACUCAGUCCUUCUUCCGUUCAAGCGAGAGAGAACGGGUGGAUGAGGUGUGCACGAAAUACGGCGGAAAGGUGCUGUCUGGGAACCUGUGUAUCAGCAAAGAAAAAUUCUCGUUCGUAACUGUGCGCGUCAACAUCGACGAAGGUGCAUGCGGAAUCCGGACCAUUCAAAAUGAGACCAAGCACAUUAUUCUGGCAUGUGACGAAAUCGGAGACGUGUGUCAGCCGGUUCAUUUUGAGGGGAACCCAAAGGCCACCUUGCCCAGUAAUAACGCCCCCGACUGUUGGGCCCAUUCAGGGGGGAGCUCUGGCUUCCAGGUGGCUUUGCAGGAAGUCUUUUUGGUCGUCGUUUCUGUAGUGAUGAUUUGUAGUUUUAACGCUGCAGAUUACAUUAACCAAUUUUAAGACGGUUGUUAUGUCUGUUAUCUAUAUAGUGCAUAUAUACAAGCUGUCUGAUAAAAUUGAGUGUUAUAGACGCUGACAAUAAGAUAUAUAACUUUCAACCAAGCAACAACUUGUUAAACCCAAAAUGAACAAAUAAAGGUUCCAGAAUAUAAUAUCUUUCAAAGUGAUUUAUAUUGUAAGGAAUAAACAUCCUUGAUGUAAAAAGA
This is a messenger RNA of Electrophorus electricus (electric eel), 977 nucleotides long. The record is from RefSeq and is a predicted model, not a curated record. Lineage: Eukaryota; Metazoa; Chordata; Actinopteri; Gymnotiformes; Gymnotidae.